CUGCAGGUCGUCUCUUCUGUCUACUCGUGCUUUGCACCGCCGUUGAGUCGUCAUCGGCGCCGGUGCGAGUGGGCGUGGUUCUGGACCUGACGAGUGACGUGGGGAGGAAGAGCCUCACCUGCAUUUCCAUGGCCCUUGACGACUUCUACCUGAAGCACCCGAGCUACGCCACGCGUGUGGAGCUGCGCGUGAGGGAUUCGCGUGGAGACCUCGUCACGGCGGCACAUGCUACCGAGGAGCUCAUGGACAAGAAUUCCCAGGUGCAAGCCAUCAUCUCGCCUCAGACAUCACCUGAAACCGAGCUGUUUGCAGGCACCGCGGAACGCAGCAACAUCCCGUUCAUUUCUUCCUCCGCCGCCUGGCCGGCAUCAAGCUGGGCCAAAUCACGUUUCUUCGUGCGCACCGCACCCAGUAUGAGCUCCCAGGCGCGACCGAUUGCCGCCAUUCUCGAGGCGUUCGCUUGGCGCGCCGCCAUCCUGCUGCACGAGGACUCGCCCUAUGGCAUCGGCAUCCUAUCGUCGCUGGUUCACGCGUUCAAGGGCUCACGCAGCCUAACGGAUAGCGUGGCUGUGCCCGGCGAUGCGACAGACAGCCUCAUUGACGCGGCGCUCCUUGUGGCGAACACCAUGCCGACACGGGUGUACAUCGUGCACAUGCUUCCCGCUUUGGCCGCACGGCUGUUCCGUCGUGCCAUGGUCGCUGGCAUGAUAUCGGAGGGGUACGUCUGGAUUGCCACCGCCGGCGUUGGCGACGCGGUGGACAGCCUCCCCGACCACGGUGACAUCAAUAACAUGCAGGGGGUUGUAAGCCUGCUGCCCUACGUGCAGGCAACUGAAGAACUGAGGAGCUUCAGGAGACGAUUCCGGGUGAGGUUUCGGCUGGAGAACUCAGCUCUCCAGGACGACGACCUGAAUGUGCCGAUGUCGCUCCUCUGGUUGUAUGACACGGCAUGGGCAGCCGCGGUAGCAGCUGAGGUUUCCUUCCGAACGGCACCGCCAACGACAUUCCUCGAUGCUCUGCUUGUCAGCAAGUUCGACGGCCUGACCGGAAGAUUCAGACUCGUUGGUGGGCAGUUGCGGGUCUCGACCUACGAGAUCGUGAAUAUCAUUGGCAAAGGCGUAAGAACAGUCCGUUUCUGGACACCGGAGUUUGGGAUCUCAACAAGCUUAUACCCCAAGAGUCCAGGGAAAGAACUGAAGCAGAUUCUUUGGCCUGGCGAGACGGCAGUUGUCCCGAUCGGAUGGACCGCGACACCGAAUGGACGGCCCCUUAUCGUCGCCGUCUCGGUCUCGGGCGGUCCGAGCAGGGGAUACUACUUAGAAGUUUUCGAAGCAGUCAUGGCGAGACUGAACUAUGCACUUGCGUAUAAGUAUAUUCUAGUAUCUAACGCUAGCAUGGAGUUCCUUCUUAACAUGGUGCACGACAAGGAAGUCGACGCCGUGGCCGGACACGUGACGAUCACCGCAAGCAGGAUGAACUUGGUUUCCUUCACGAUGCCGUUCGCUGAGACGGGUUACUCAAUGAUCGUUGCUGAGGAGGACAUCAGCAACAGCAUGUGGAUCUUUGUGAAGCCGCUAACACCCGAGCUCUGGCUCACCAGCCUUGCCUUCUUCUUAUUCACCGGCUUCCUUGUGUGGGAAAUUGAGCACAGGAUCAACCCUCGAUUCAGCGGCACGCCUUUGAAGCAAUUCGGCACACUCCUCUACUUUGCGUUCUCGACCAUGGUUUUCUCCCAUAAGGAGAAGUUAGAGAGCAACCUUUCAAAGCUGGUGGUUAUCAUGUGGGUUUUUGUGGUGCUCAUCCUCACAACAAGCUACACGGCGAACCUGGCAUCGAUGUUGACGGUACGGCAGCUCCAGCCAUCCAUGAAUGACUGGACAGAGAAGGACUACGUGGGAAUUCAGGAAGGUUCCUCCGUUGAGCUCAUCCUCGAGAAGAUGGGCUUCCCCGAGGCAAAGUUCAGAAUGUAUACCACCAUUGAUCAAUACGCGGAUGCCCUCAACAAGGGGUCGGACAACGGAGGCGUCACGGCCAUCUUCGACGAGGUGCCCUACCUAAAGCUCUUCCUCUCGCGUUACUGCGAAGGCUAUUCCAUGGUGGGUCCGAUCUACAAGAGCGGCGGGUUUGGAUUUGUCUUCCCGCUGGGAUCUCCACUUGUGGAAGACGUGUCGCGCGCCAUUCUGGAGCUGAAAGAGGAGGGCGAGCUUACGCUCAUCGAGAACAAGUGGUUCAACCCCUUCGGGGCGUGCGUGAGCAGGAGCAAGGGCGUAGAGGCCAGGCUCGGGCUGUGGCGACUCGGUGGGCUGUUUCUCACCAACGCCGUCGUUUCAGGCAUCGUGCUCCUGGUCCACCUCGCCAGUUUAUUCUCCGGCAAGCCCAGAGCCGACUCGGAAGGUGCGGUGGGAGCGCUGCAGUGGCUGCGCGCAUGGCUCCGGCUCUUCAACACCUCUGAGGAGCGGCGAGGAGAGCCUGGGAACAACGGCAGAGGAGAUAUGGAGCUAAAUCAUCAUGGUCUGGCCGCCGGAGCUACUGAACAGCAAGGAGACACGGGAGACUCUGACUCCACUCCCCUGUAUGCCUCUGAUUCCGGAAGAAACGCUGCUUCUGCCCCUGUUCCCGAGGAAAUCCUGGCACAUGAUGGUGAUGAUGCAAUCAUUAGCCCACAAAUUUAAAUUGAUUAAAGUUGUUUGUAACUACUACUAUUAUUAGUAUUUCUCAAUAGUAGCACUAUGUGUGGUGUUAUAGCACUAUAUGAUUAAAGAAUUAGUGGCAGCGCUUGCAACGUGGAU
This is a messenger RNA of Lolium perenne, 2789 nucleotides long. Its product is annotated as glutamate receptor 2.7-like. Gene Ontology annotation, cellular component: membrane. Lineage: Eukaryota; Viridiplantae; Streptophyta; Magnoliopsida; Poales; Poaceae. The record is from RefSeq and is a predicted model, not a curated record. Gene Ontology annotation, molecular function: ligand-gated monoatomic ion channel activity.